GUUAAGGUAAAAUCAAAACAUGCUUUGUCUUAUUUGUGCCGCAAGAUUUAAUGUAAAUAAAUACUAAAUAUUGAUCUAAAUACUACUGUAGCGAUAAUACUAUAAUUAAUUCAUGUUCUAUUAUGUUACUACCUACUAGUGUUAGCGCUAUACAGUCGUGCGUGAGGUAUUUAAAUCAGAAACAAUGCAAGUCGAACUCAUAAAGAGAAUCUUAUUAUUUACGAAUAAUUAAUUAUUACCUAUAAAAUUAACUAAAAUGAUACCCUCAAACACUAUCUGCGUAUCCCAGGAAGGCCCUGCGAAUGCAUUGGCUUUGAAUAAGGACUGUACACAAGUAGUAAUUGCCGGGAGAAAUGUGUUCAAGGUGUUCUCGAUCGGCGAAAAUGAUUUUUCGGAAGUGUGCAACUUGCGUGUGGGAAAAAAUUUAAAUUUAAACUUUUCAUCUAUUGAUGUUGCUUGGAGUACUAUUGAAGAAAACACUCUAGCAACUGCAGCUACCAACGGGGCAGUGGUUGUGUGGAACCUCGGCCGCUCAGGGCGCUCCAAGCAAGAACAUGUGUUCUCUGACCACAAGAGAACUGUUAAUAAGGUCAGUUUCCACCUGACAGAGCCAGCACUGCUUAUAUCAGGAUCUCAAGAUGGGAUGAUGAAAUGCUUCGAUCUUCGUAUGAAGGAAGUUGCAAGAACUUUUAUUAGCAACACGGAAUCAAUUCGCGACGUCCAAUUCAGUCCGCACCAAGCGCACGUUUUCGCGGCCGUGUCAGAAAACGGCACUGUCCAGCUGUGGGAUGCGAGACGCCAUGAAAGGGCUCUACAUCAGUUCACAGCACACUCCGGCCCUGUGUUCGCCUGCGACUGGCAUCCCGACGUGCCUUGGCUGGCCACGGCAUCGCGGGACAAGACUAUAAAGGUUUGGGACAUCCAUGCGAGGCCUAACUUAGAGCACACUAUCUAUACGAUAGCAUCCGUUGGACAUGUGAAAUGGCGACCUCAGAAGAAGUUCCAAGUGGCGUCGUGCGCGCUGGUGCUGGACUGCGCGGUGCACGUGUGGGACGUGCGUCGGCCGCACGUGCCGCUCGCCACGUUCGCGGAGCACCGCGACGUCACCACCGCCAUCGCGUGGCAGGCCUCGCCGCACGCCUUCCUCUCCACCAGCCGGGAUUGCAGUUUAUACCGGCACAAAUUCAACGAGGCAGCACACCCAGUGUUGUGGGCCAACCCGCAGAGCGUGUGCGUGUCUGCCCGCGGCGAGUUAGCUCACGCGGUGCCCGAGUGUCCCCUGCCCGCUCACACUCCCCAACCUGCUGAGCGACAUGUUCCCGGCUUGGGUCGCAAGCAACCCACAGCAGGCUCCCUAAGCGCAGCAGCGCAAGCAGCUCUAGAACGAGCCUUCCCCGGCGGUGCCUCAUCUUCACUAGCCCGACACACCCCGGUCUCCCCUGACAGUGCAGUACUGGCCUGCGCUAAGGAGUACCGCAUCAGGGGACAUCCCCCUCACGUGUUAGCGGAACAUAACGCUAAAGUGGCGAGGGAACAUCAGCGGUAUAUGGUGAGCCACGUGUGGGAGGUGGUCCGCAGCGUGUACAGCGCGCGCGCCGUGCCCAACGCGCCCGCACCUCCCCCGCCGCGCGCACCCCCGCCCCGCGCCGACCCCGCGCCGCCACUACCGCCGUACAGUGUGGUGGAGGAAGAGCCGAUGGAGGAAGUGGAAGAGUGGGAGAACCGCUCGCACAAAAACAGUGGAGUGUUAGGACUGCCCACGCACAGCAUCUACAUCCCGCCCGCCAAGUUCGCGAAACGGGAUGACGAGGGCGGCGGCUGGGUGUCGGCCGCAUCGGCGCACUACGUGGACGUGGACGCGGCCGACUGGACGCUGCCCGACGAGGCGUUCCCGCUGCGCGCGCCGCCCGCGCCCCUCGCGCCGCUCGCCGCGCACGCGCCACAUCCGCACACCCACGACCAGGACAUAGAGGGGAAUGAUGUAUCCACGGUGCGUAAUUCGACGACGCAAGCAGGGGCCUCGUCGCCCGAUGGUUCGUCGGGCUCCGGCUCGGGCUCGGGCUACGCACCGCCACCCAUAUCGCCUACUCUAAGGAGAUCCAGCAGCCAAAACUGUAGUUCGGGGGAUGGAGAAGGCGUGGAAUCAGCGGAGGUGGGGGAGAGAGAUUCGCUGUGCGUGCGGGAGGGCGCGACGAGGGGCUCGCGGAACGCCCUGGACGCGGCGCCGCUGCUGGUCGCGGCGCUGAAGAGCCACGCGGAUCUGGGAGACGUGCAGACCGCGGCUGUUGUAUGUCUGGCAUUACAGGACCACAGGAACGACCUAUUCCCCUACAUCGAUGAGAGCCUGCAGGAGCAGUGGCUGCUGGGAUACAUUGAGUUAUUGCAGAGACACAAACUGUGGAACGUCGCUACCGAGGUGAUCCGCUGCGCAUGGUUGAACAGCGUGUGGAGCUUAUCCCAGCAGUCCACCACAGUGACCGCGUGCUGCGGACGCUGCGGGCGCCGCACGCGCCCGCGCGCCGCGUGCGACGCGUGCAGCCCGCGUGCGCCCCCCGACCUCUGCGCCGUGUGCCAUCAGGCGGUGCGCGGACUGUACGCGUGGUGCCAGGGCUGCGCGCACGGCGGACACCUGCAGCACAUGCGCGCGUGGGCGGAGAAGCACCAUCUCUGCCCUGCGGGCUGCGGGCACGCCUGCCAACUCGGCUGAGACCCACCACCCACUUUCAAUGAAUGAAUCAAUGAAUAUACUUUUAUUGUACACUACAAAAUCAAUACUACUACAACAAUACAAAGUUGACUUGCAUUGCAUCUUUGACACAAACAUGGGAUUUUUUAUCCUAGUGCAGCAAAGGGUUCCUUGGUAUUAAAAAAAAAAAUGUAAUCCACACAAUCAAGUCAUUUAAUAUGACUUGAAAUCCACACCACCAAGUCAUUUAAAUACCGUGAUAUUAUUUUAUGAAUUUAAUUACUGUAAAAUAUGUAAAAAAAACUUGUAUAUUUUACUAAUUUAUGACUGAAUUAUAAUAAUUUGUUGCAUACCUUUAUUGUAUUUUUAUAAAUAAAAACAUAUUAUAUAUUACAGGCGUUUUUAUUUACUCUUAAACUAUUAUUCAUUACAUUAUUCAAUCCUUCAAUAGGUAUAAUUAUAAUACUGAUACAAUUUGUUUUAUAAAUAAGUUACCUAAUAAAGGUACAAAAACUAAGGAUUAAUAGAUACAUAAUAUACAUUUUACAUACUAUUUGCAGCUUAUAUCACCCUCAGUCAGUCAUA
This is a messenger RNA of Maniola jurtina (meadow brown), 3271 nucleotides long. RefSeq names its product GATOR complex protein WDR24 (gene Wdr24). Gene Ontology annotation, biological process: positive regulation of TOR signaling. The coding region runs from base 257 to 2707 and encodes 816 amino acids. The transcript has 17 exons. The record is from RefSeq and is a predicted model, not a curated record. NCBI's taxonomy places the organism in Eukaryota, Metazoa, Arthropoda, Insecta, Lepidoptera, Nymphalidae. Gene Ontology annotation, molecular function: protein binding.